Zymoseptoria tritici IPO323 is the source of this 4152-nucleotide messenger RNA. RefSeq names its product histidine kinase HHK6p (gene HHK6p). Gene Ontology annotation, molecular function: phosphorelay sensor kinase activity; protein binding. Gene Ontology annotation, biological process: phosphorylation; phosphorelay signal transduction system. The record is from RefSeq and is a predicted model, not a curated record. Bases 1 to 4152 code for a protein of 1383 amino acids. The transcript is spliced from 3 exons. NCBI's taxonomy places the organism in Eukaryota, Fungi, Ascomycota, Dothideomycetes, Mycosphaerellales, Mycosphaerellaceae.
AUGAAGACGGAAUUGGCCUUCGCCGCGAUGCAAUACCUUCCAAUGCCAGUGAUGGUGCUCUCCUCCACAAAGAACGUCAUCAUGGCCAACGAAGCGAUGGGCAGACUGCUGGGCAUCGAUCCGGAGUACGAAGACGAAACGACCGAGACCGAUUUGCUCGGCCAGCUGGACGGUCGAGAAGAGAAGAGCGCGACCGAAACACUAUACGGAGCGACAAUGGCGGAACUAGGCGUGGACUUGCUGCAGAACGGCAAUGCAGUAUUCGUAGCUUGGGAGGACUUUCUGGAGACUCUUGUGGACGAUGCAUCUCGAGCGCAAAGUCGCGGCACGAACCUGAACACACAUCACGAAAGACGCCUAGAUCAUGACAGUACACCAACAGGAACGCGCGGACGCUCGACUUCAACCAGCACGAGUCGCUCCAACAAGUUUAGUGACCAGAGAGGGUCCCGUACAGAGGUUCACGAUUCCGUGAUGGAUGUGGUGUUCUCUACACAUCGAGAUCCCAAGACAGGAUUGCCCCUGGCUUCACGAACCGAGAUGUCCGAUCAUGUACAAGCUCGGAUGAUUGUGUCGGUGUGGGCUACUGAAGACAGCCAGUACUUCACAUUGACUUUCACAGCUGCACAGUCCGAUUCGUCGUCGAGCGCCUCGACUUCUACCAAAACCACCAGUCGCACGGUGUCUCGCACGGCAACCUCGUAUUCCAACAGCACCCAUUCUAGCGCCAGUUCUCGGUCUGGAGCGCGGAGAUCCGCGGUACAAAGCCCUCCAGCAGCGAGUUAUACGGCCAGCCCAACGACCAUGCCACGGAUGGAUUUUCCUCCUCGCGGCCCACCUGGCAAAAGCUCUGUCGCGGCACCUUCCAUGUUCAGCAAGACGACUAAGCUGAAGGAAGCUCUGCUGAAUAGCAUGUCCAUACCCGCAUACGCCAUGUGGAAAGACGAAUCCUUUGGCAUUCCCAACAUCGCUGCCGUCAAACUAUUAUAUCCGUGGAUCGAGGACGGCAAAUUCGACUCUAGCGAGCAGGCUCGUGACUUUCUUUCUCACUACGUGCUUUAUCGACCCGACUUCUCGGAAGAAAUACCUCUUGCCGAGUUUCCGAUCAUGCGGCUCAUGAAGGAGCAGCAAGGAUUUGAAGGCUACCGCGUCGGCAUGUACAGCGUCAAAGACGGUAGCCAGGUUCUAUACGACACCAGCGGAGAGCCUCUGCUCGACGAAAAGGGAGAAUUCAUCGGUGGGCUGGUCCUAUUCCACGACGUUACAACUUUUACACGCACGAUCGAUCAACAACAACAGGUGAACGAACGACAGUUUGAGAAUAUUUGCAAUAUGAUUCCCCAGAUGAUCUGGACGACGACUCCAGAGGGAGCGCAUAAUUACUACAGCGACAGAUGGUACAGCUACACAGGGCUGUCUGUAGAGGAGAGCGCAGGCGAGGGAUGGCUGAAUGCAUUUGAUGAUGAUGAUUUGCAGGUCGCGGAGCCCAAGUGGCGACACAGCCUGGCCACGGGAGAUGAAUACCGCACCGAAUACCGCUGUAAAUCAGCCAGCGGAGAAUGGAGAUGGAUGCUGGGAAGUGCAACACCCAUGAAAGACGAGAACGGAGAGAUUUUGCAAUGGUUCGGCACCUGCACCGACAUCCACGAGCAAGUCAUCGCCCGCGAGGAAGCCAAGCAAACCCGCGCCCAGCUCGAGCGAGUCAUGGAACACGGCGAGGUCACGCUCUGGUCCGUCGACCGGGACUUCACAGUCACCUUCUCCGAAGGCCGCUCCAUGCACUCCGCGAGCGACAGGGAAACGCUACCCUCCAACGACCGCUCCCAGGUCGUCAGCCUCAAUAUGUGGAACGUCCUUGCAUCCCAAGGUCGCGCUUCCGAGAGGUCGAAUUUCGAGGGACCGAUGCGGGAGAUCCUGGCGGGUCGGUCGACCAGCGAGACGAUCGAGUCGCAGAUUGCGACUAACAAGCGCUGGUAUCGCACGAGAUUGUAUCCGCUGUUGAGGCAGGAGAGGUUUGGAGGGAUUGAGGGCGAGGCUUUUGUGGACGGUGUGGUAGGUGUGAGUAUGGACGUCACGGAGGUGAGGAAGGCGGCGGAAGAGGUGGCGCAGAGGGAUCGCGAGAAUGCGCAUUUAUUGGCGCAAAGUGUGGCUGCGAAGGAGGCGAGUAAGAUGAAGAGUCAGUUCUUGGCGAAUAUGUCGCAUGAGCAGGUCUCGGCUUUCAUCCGCAACUUUUGGUUCUGUUCAAUGCUGACUCCUUUAUUGAUACGUACGCCGAUCGCUGGGGUUAUAGGCAUGUCCGAAUUAUUGCUGGACGACGACCCGGGAGAGUUGAGCAAAGAGCAAAGAGAAUGCGCCGAAAACAUCCAGCGAAGCGCAAACGGGCUGCUCACGGUUAUCAACGAUAUUCUCGACUUCUCCAAGGUCGAAAGCGGUCGUCUGGACAUUGAGGAAGUGCAGUUCGAUCUAUCGGUUGUCAUUCGUGAUGUCAACAAGAUGCUGAGCUUCGCCGCGGAACGAAAGGGACUCAAAUACGUGGACGAUAUCCAACAGCUCAAGUCAUGGAAAGUCAUGGGCGAUCCUGGACGAUUGCGGCAGGUCAUCACCAACCUCUUGACGAAUGCCAUUAAGUUCACCACCGAGGGCAGUGUCACAAUGAAGGUCAAGACUCUAAAAGAGACUGAUGACAUGGUCCAACUCCAGUUCGAAGUUCAGGACACCGGCAUUGGAAUCGAAGAGGAGGUGCGCCAGAAGUUGUUCAAGCCUUUCUCGCAAGCCGAUAGCUCGACCGCCCGACGCUUUGGCGGGACGGGUCUUGGGCUGACCAUCAGCAAGAACCUCGUCGAACUCAUGCGCGGCACCAUUUCCCUCGAAUCCACUCUAGGCGUCGGUACGACAGCAACGUUUUCCAUACCCUUCCAUAAAGCGCCCUACCAAUCGGACAACUCGCCCCUGGUCGACCUCAACCUCACCACUAUCCCCGACCGCUUGCAAUCUGACCUCUCCGUGUCCCGCCACGGUUCCGAACACAAUAGUGGACCACCUACACCUACCCUACCACGGUCUAACAGCAAUAACCAAACGCACCAACGACAACCAUCCAAUGUCGUGAUCCCCAAGACCUCCGCUCCGUGGUCCAACACUUCCGCUGAGGAUCAGGAAUUAAGCGAUGAAGACCGUAACGCCACCGAAGUCCUUGUGGUAGAAGAUAACCCCAUCAACCAACAAAUCGCCCUUAAAACCAUCAGAAAGCUCGGCUUUCCCGUCCGCGCUGUCUGGAACGGCAAAGAAGCUCUCGACUACCUGGCCUCCCCAUCCUCCUCCCAACCUCGGCCGGACAUCAUCCUCAUGGACGUCCAAAUGCCCAUCAUGGACGGCUACAAGGCGACCUACACUAUCCGCAACUCACCGCUCUUCACCUCCUCUCCUCUUCUGCAAUCCACUCCUAUCGUCGCCAUGACCGCGUCCGCAAUCCAAGGCGACCGGGAAAAAUGCCAAGCCGCAGGAAUGGACGACUACCUCGCCAAGCCCGUCAAGAAACCCCAUCUUGAGAAAAUGCUCGUACGCUGGGCGAUUGAAGGGAGGAAGAAGCGCGCCGAAAUCGCGGCGAACCCCCGUGGCAAGACAUUGGCUGUGCGUCCGCCGAUUGAUCGUGCCAGGAGCUCUUUCGCGAGUGAUGAGCGCAGUGUGGGCAGUUUGCAGACGCCACAGGAGCAGAUUGAAGGACAGCUGGAACGCAUGGAGUAUGCGCACCGAGCGGCGUUUGAGCAGAGCGCUGAGUCGGAAGGCGAUCGAGGAUUGAGACAGCUACGCGCUGAAGAACAAGCUAUUGCUUUACGGGAUCACGAACUGAUUGAAGCCGGCGAAGAUCCGAAGACCAAAGUAGGGAGGAACGUUGGCGAAGACGAUGAACGACUCGAAAGCGAGGGAAAGGGCGAGGCUCUGACGACGGAGAAUAUGCAUAAAUUUGCGCGGGACGCGAGGCUGAGCAAACUAAUAGAUGGUGCUGCGGAUGCAGAUGGAGAUGCGAGCAGCAGUCUGGCGAAUAAUGCGGCGGAAACGGAGACGGUCAGCGUGGCGCCUGCUUCUGCUGCGCCACCACCAGUGUUGGUCGGCACGGCCGCGAAGAGGGCAAGUGUGGUGGAGCGGCGAUGA